Messenger RNA from Bursaphelenchus okinawaensis, 5971 nucleotides. The record is from the annotation of a GenBank genome assembly. NCBI's taxonomy places the organism in Eukaryota, Metazoa, Nematoda, Chromadorea, Rhabditida, Aphelenchoididae.
AUGGUAUGUUUUUGUACGUUCAAAUAGCCUUUUUGUAUAUAGUUUCGACUAGAAAUAAGAAAAAUGCAUUUUAAAAGUGCCACAAAAGUCUUGUCGCCGAUUUAUAAGGUUUUACAAUAAGACCUUGACUUUAUAUUAGGUUGUGCAAAUAAUUUUGUGCUCCAUGGAAAGUAAAUUUGCGAGGUUGGGAAGCACAGAAUUAUGUGGACAACUUAAUAUAAUACUUAUUAUCUUAGGUAUAUCAAUACCUAAUAUUUUAGCUAGCUCAAGAACACCCACAGCCGUUCCCAGCAGUCACUGUAUGCUCAUUGAACCCUUUCAAAGUCAGUGAAGUCAAUGUUUCUGAUGAUUUGAAUUCGUUGGUAAGUGUACAUGCCCUGCGACUGUAGAUAAGAGGUAGUGUAAGUCUCCUAAAAGAUAAGUUUAACUAGGGCUAGAGCGAUGUAUAUUGAUAAGGCAAGGACUGAAACGAGUAAGACAAAGACUAGGGCGAGGGCUAGAAUUAUGGCUAGAGCCAAAAUUAUGCUAGAAUUAUUGUUAGGACGAGAGCUGAGCUAGUGUUAGAUCUACGGAUAAGGGUAGGGCUAGGGCAAAACAAUAUAAAUAAGACGGGGCAGGGUAAAUUAAAGUAGACAGUUCAUUACUUUCAGGUCCAAACCUACUUGUACACAUUGAACCAGAAAAAGAAGUUCAUGGCGUCAGAAAACACAUCAGAAUCAACUUCUGAUGAUUCUACUGAAAUCACUUCAAGUCGAAGGAAACGAACAGUGACUACUAACUCAACAUCUUAUAAACUGACUUGUGGUAAAAGCAUGGUAGUUGUUUCGAAUGAGGAUAGUAAUGAAAGUACAGUUACUGUUGGUAAGUAGAAAAAAAAUUUUUUUUUGGUUUUUCGAGGUUACUGUAGGGUAAUGAUAGAUAAGAUAAGGUAUCUGUAUAGUAGGAUAAAGAAAGGUAUUUUAGGUUUAAAUUGGGGCUGGGUUAAGGUAACAUAAGUUAAUAAAUGAUGGGUUAUUGAAUCAUGGACUAGGUAAGGGUAAGUGGGGUAGGGUAGGGCUUUGUAUUGUAGGGUAGGGUAGGAUAGGGUAGGGUGAGGUAGAGCAAGGAUAAAGGACUAUAAAUUUAAGGACAAUACACUACUCCGGUAAACUCCACAAUCUCACCUUACUACGCAAAUGCCAUGUUUAACAUGAUAAACAACUGUGUCUACAACUGGUUCUUUGCCCCAUUUACAAACGUCACAAUCUGGCAAGAGACCGAUUUAUUUGACUUUAUAUUUUCUUGUAAUCCAAGUCUUAUCAUCGACUCUCAUUGGCUUUCGAAUACUGGUCCUAUCACUACUUUAUUGGCAUUGAAACUGGUUGAUAUUAGUUCUAGCUUUAAUGGUUCUGAAUCGAUGGCUACGGACUUGGAUCAGCUUUUAAUGUAUAGAUAUAAAAACGUUGGAGAUUAUGUUGUACUGGAUGGACAGGUUGAAGGUAGGUUGUGGAUACUGUAGAGUAUGGUAGGGUCAGGGUUAGACUAUGCUGAUAUAUGACCAUAUUAGGAAUACGGUAGCAUAAAACAAUUGGAAAGCAUGUGUAAGACAAGGGUAUGGCAAACAUAGGUUAAGGGUAUCGCGAGGGUAGGGAAAAGAGUUAGCAAGCACAGGGGUACAGUAGAGCAGAAGACGACAAAAUAGGGCAGGAUGGGGUAGGGUACUGUACAGUAUGGCUAAGAUAAGGCUAUAACAAGGCUUGGAGUAGGAUGGGCUAGUCCAGAAUACGGCCAAAGUAACUUUAGGAUAGAGCCGUACAGCUAGUAGCGUAUCUUCAUUAAGCGGAGAAGAUACGCUACAGUAUAAGUGAAGAAAAGUUACAGUAUAUUAGGUUAGGUUAACGUUUGUUAGGGUAGGGUAGGAUAGGAUAGGAUAGGGUAGGGUAGGGUAGGGUAGGGUAGGGUAGGGUAGGGUAGGGUAGGGUAGGGUAGGGUAGGGUAGGGUAGGGUAGGUAGGGUAGGGUAGGUAGGGUAGGGCAGGGAACGGCAGAGCACGGUAGCGACUGUAAUGGCAUCAUUAUAAAAAAAUUUAAUUUUUUACAGUAUGCGGCUACGGUUCGGACCGCUGGCGUUUCCUAGGAAGCAUUGAAAGUGAGCAAGAAUUCCUUGACAAUUGGAAUUACACGUCAAGUCAGAUAUUUUGCAAUAAUGAAACAGUAUCCGAGUGUACUGUAACUUGUAAUACGACUCAGUUUUUACUCUGUCAAAUGCUGUGUGAUAUGCAGACAAUGGAACAAGUUUCUCAGCUAAUUCCACCUGGCCAAAGCGAUCCGGUUAUAUGCUAUAUGCCUAGCACAACUGAAGAGUACAGUAGUAGUACUGAGGUGGUUAACAGUACAACUAAUAGGAUUAUUAGUACUACUAAAGAGCUUUGUAGUACUACUAGCAAUGGGGAACUUAGUAGUACUUCUAGUAAGUACAGUUGUACUACUACUGGUGAGUACAUCGGUACUUCUGGAAGUGAUGUGUAUCGUAGUACUGCCGAUGAAGAAGGCAGUACUAGGGAAGGUACAACAUUAAGUACCGAAGCUCAUAGUACUACUGAUGAAAAAAGUUAUGAUACAACUAGUGAUGAUAAAGUCAGUACUACAGAUAGUACUAUUUCUAGUACUACUUCAAAACGCACAACUGUAACCUUAAAAACUUCCCAAAGUGCUACGGUGACUAGUACAACAAUAAAAUCAAGUACCGUAACACAAAGUACAGCACAAUCUAGCACUAAACCUACAACUACAAGUACUACUUUAAGUACAAAUAAAAGUACAAAGAAGAGUACAACGCUUGAAAAUGUUUCGACAAGUACUAGUAGCACAAAAGCUAGUACUACUACUACUGUAAAAGUAACAACAACGUCUAGAACAACUUCUAAACCAACUACAACUUCUACUAAGACUACUGUAACAUCAAACUCAAAGCCUACAACUAUAUCUUCUUCUUUAUCUACUCCUACUGUAAGGACUUCCACUACCACUGUCAAGCCUGCUAGCUCUACAUUCGUAAGUACGGUAACUUCUACAAAAAGCAGUCUAACGUCUAGUUCUAGUACUACACCAAUGAGUACUACACGGUUGAGUACAAAAAUGAAUAGUUAUAGUAUGAAAACAAGUACUAUAAGUUUAUCUACUAGCACUAGUACUACAACUGCUUCUACUACUACUACUAUUACUACUACUACGACAAGAAUAUCUUCAACAACAUCUACAGUAGCUCCUACAACAACUACUACUUUAUCAACUACAGCUAAACCUAAAUCAUCAAGCAUAGCUACACUUAGUACUUCAAUUUCAACAAUGUCAAGCACAAAAACAAGUAGUACUACUACAAGUACAAUAUCAAUUCCUACUAGUACUUCUUCUAUCACAACCACUAGUACCACAAGCUUAAAAACAACGUUAGUUUCUACGACUUAUACUUCAAGUUAUGUUACUACUACUGCUUAUACAGAAAGUUUAGAAGAAUCAACAAUAUCUAUGGGUUCUACAACAUCGACAUAUAAAAAAGAAGAGCAAUAUACAACUGAAGAUGCAACUAAAGAUCCUACUACAAGAUUUGAAGACAUUACUACAACACCAUCAAAUUUGUUGCCAAACAAUAUGACAAUUGAAGAAGUACAACAACUUGUUGGGUUGGAUGUAAGUUUAACGUAGUAAAACGAUAGUGCUUAUAUAUACAAUAUUUAAGUACCGUAUAUCUACUGUAUAACUAAUCUAGUCGCUCAAGGAUUUAAGUUGCUUUGUUAUAAAAAAAGUUACGGUAUUGAUAAGUUUGUUAUACAAGAGUCUUACUGUACCUGAAAAUUUGAAUAGAGAUUGACAAACAAAAUAUAUAUACAAAUGUAAAAAACAAUACAGAGCAAAUCUCUUAUAGUACGAAGACUACACAACAACAUUGAACGCCAAAAUGUUGGCUACAGUGCCGUCAAUAGCUGCUGGCUUAACUUUGGAACAACGAAAAGAGUUGUUUGUAACAUCAGAUGAGCUUAUACGUAGUUGCCAGUUUGGAAAUAUUGCUUGUAGUGAUAAGUAAGUCAAAGUUUAAAAUUUACUUUGAGAUACAGGGUCAUACUAUUAGUACAGUAACAUAGAAAAUACUAAGAAAGGGUGCGACUGUUGUAAAGCUAGGCUAUGAUAAAAUAUAAGUUUGAGCUUAGACAUAGUGAGUUUUGUCUUCAGGGUCCGAUAUAUGCUUAGACAUGGACUCCGGCUUAGGCCUAAGAUGAAACUUGAGCUUACGAUUAGGAUAAUGUUUAAGGUUAGGUUUUCGAGUUAUGCCUAAUUCUAAGGUCAGACUAAGAUCAAGGCUAAGGUUGAGGUGAUUACGGCUAGAGCUAUGGCUAGGCUAAGGCUAAGGCUAAGGCUAAGGCUAAGGCUAAGGCUAAGGCUAAGGCUAAGGCUAAGGCUAAGGCUAAGACUAAGACUAAGACUAAGACUAAGACUAAAACUAAGACUAAGGCUAUGGCUAGAGGUAUGGCUAACUUUUGUAAAAAUAUAAAAUUUGCAGUUACGAACAAGUAUACGACCCUGAUUACGGCUACUGUUACACAGUCAACUCUAAUUCUACAUUUUCUACAAACACUAUUGGUAACCAACAAGGUAUAUUUUUUUUAAAUAUGGACUUUUAAAGUACAAGAAGCGUUAUUAAAAUACAAAUUAUUUUAAAACAGAAUUUUUCAAAAUUUUGUUUUUCUUUUCAGCGCUAGAACUAACAUUAUAUUAUCUAGUAAACGAAUAUCUACCGUUUAUUGAAGUAGUCGGGUUUAAAGUUGUCAUUCACUCUCAACUAGAAUACGCUUUCCCAGACAAUUAUGGUGAAUAUGCACAAGUUGGCAGUAAUUCUAUUUUUAGAAUUGAUAAGGUAAGUAAAAAUCUUUUGGUUAUGGAAUCGUUAGAUAAAGAUGGGUAGGGCAGGGUAGAGUAGGGUAGGGUAGGGUAGGGUAGGGUAGGGUAGGGUAGGGAAGAGUAGGGUAGGGUAGGGUAGGGUAGGGUAGGGUAGGGUAGGGUAGGGUAGGGUAGGGUAGGGUAGGGUAGGGUAGGGUAGGGUAGGGUAGGGUAGGGUAGGGUAGGGUAGGGUAGGGUAGGGUAGGGUAGGGUAGGGUAGGGUAGGGUAGGGUAGGGUAGGGGGUAGAGUAAUAUAAGGCAGGGUAGUAGAAUUUAAAAGGUUUUCAAAAAUUUUUAAAUCUAAAACUUCAAAAUGUGUUUUAGAAUCAAUACCAACGAUUAUCUCAUCCAUACGGUGUUUGUGACACACUGGAGUCAAUAGCUGAAAGAAAUCAAAGCUAUUACUACACUGGAAAUUAUACGUUAGAAGUAAGGUAACUUUUGUAAAAUACGUUCUUGUAAAUUUUAUCAAUUUCAUUUAAAAUUAGUACUUUUAAAAAAAGUUUUAGGGUUGUCUACGGUCAUCUUUUGAAGAAGCCGUGUUCUCAGAAUGUUCAUGUGCAGACCCAAGGUUUGAGCAUCCAAGUGGAAUAUAUUGCUCUGUUUUGAAUCAAACUCAAGGUAAUUUUAGCUCUAGCCCUAACCUUAGACUUGACUUUAGCCCUAGCCCUAGCCUUAACCAUAGCUUUAACCUUAACAUUAGCCCUAACCUUAGCUUUUUAUAAUAUUUACUUAAAUUAUUAUUAAUUCCAGCCGACUGCCUAAACGACUACAUUUCCAAAAACAAUGACUUUUACAACAGUACAUUCGAUUGUAAUUUGGAGUGUUAUGAAGAGGCUUAUUCAGUAAUGACAACUUUAGCUAAGUGGCCAACUGUCGGAUUUGAAAUGACAGAUUGUGAUUUAAAAAAUUAUUCAAGCUGUGUUGACGAUUAUGACACAAAUGGUGGUUUAGUUACUGUAUUUUUUCAAGAUUUAACGUAUUCGAUGAUUACUGAAGUUCCUAUGAUGAAUGUAAGCAUUUUUUAGGCUAAGUCCAAGGCUAAGGUUAAGGCUUAG